AUGUAUGAUGCAGCAAGGGUGCCAUCUCCCAAGGAUGGUACAAACGGGGUGAGCAAGCCACUGGUCCCGGCGGCACGACCAGAGAUGGGGGCAACCACGGAAGCGACGGGCGCAACGCCGACUACAGCCCUACAAGCAAAGAGUGAAGAAGCGCAACCAGGCGAAGAAGAAGAAGAGCCUAAAUCACUGCCAGUCUUGGUGAAAAAGCCACGGAGGGAGAUAUUGGACCAUGACAGGAAAAGGAGGGUAGAACUUAAAUGUAUGGAGCUCCAAGAAAUGAUGGAAGAACAAGGGUACACCGAGGAGGAGAUUCGACAGAAAGUCAGCACAUUCCGACAAAUGCUGAUGGACAAAGAGGGGGUCAUCACCAGAGAUGGAUCACAACCAGUGAUCAACCACACACAUUACUACCCUGAGGAUGACGGCGAAUUGGCUGGUGACGAUGAGGGAGACUACUAUGCCGAUGACUAUCAGAGUGACAACAGAGUCAAGAGGAAAUCAAGCAGCUCUCCAUCCCCACGUCGAAAAAAAAGAAAGAAGAAGAAAUCUGGACGUCGAAGAAGUCGGUUUGGCAGCUCAUCACCGAGCCGCAAGGAGAAGAAGAAAAAGAGUGGCAAGAAACACAAGCGUGACAGGUCGCCAUCAGGCUCCAGCAAAAAGAGGAGGUACAGGUCGGGCAGCCCAAAGGACAAACAUAAAGACAAGAAUAAACAGAAAAAGAGGUCCCCCGCCGAGACCCCCAGAAGGAGCGCGCAGCGCCAAGGCAGCUGCUACAGCAGCCGCAGCGCGUCUCUGUCAUCCACCGGGAGCACCUCCAAAUCUCCCAGCAGACACAAGAAGGGUGGAAAGAAGGCAGCAAGCGCUUCGCUAUCUCCGGGCCCCGACAGCCCCGCGGCUUGCCAUAAUGGCGACCCCACCCAGCGCGCUCACAAUUGCCACAAAAGCAGCAGCAGCAGCAGACUCAACCACACAGAGGGUGAUAAGGUGCAAGAUAAGCUCCGGAUAGCGGCCACCGGCUCAGCGAGCAUCCAGUCCACUUUAGCCAAAGAGCAGAAGCUCCAUAGCGCCUCCAGCAGGAGCAAAUCGGUGCAGAUGUGCACCACAGGUGAAGGUGGAAGCGAGGACAGCGUGAGCACCAGGAGAGCCGCUCAGCGAGGACGUAAUAAGAGCUGCCACUCUCCUGCUCACAGCAGCGACUCGGCACGUUCGCACCAUAACCACACUCACAGAGGAGGGAGGAGCGGCCGCCAUCAGAGAAAGACGAAAAGCAGUCAUUCCUCCAAGCGUCACCAUCGCUCCGGUCGAGGUCAAGCGCACAACCGCAGCCCGUCGGCCUCGCCGGGCCGCCGCUCUCGCACGUCCAGCAGAAAGAAAGAAGUGUCGCGGAGCAAACAGAGACAUCGCAGCAGCUCUUGGAGCAGCGGACAUUCGUCGCUUGCGCACAGAGACCGAGGCGUCAGCAAGAUCAAAUCUCCUCACAACAGACAGAACACCUCCAGAGAGAGGGACAGCCCCAACCGCUGCGACAGCGACGCCGACAGCCGGGCCCGCCGCCGUUCUCGCAGUUACUCGCCCAUUCGCAAACGGAGGAGAGAUUCCCCCAGUUUCAUGGAGGCUCGCAGGAUUACCAGUGCUCGGAAACGUCCCAUCCCGUACUACCGGCCGAGCCCCUCGACGUCCAGCUACGACAGCAGCCCUUCCCGCUCCAGCCGCAGUCGCAGCUACAGCAGCUACAGUCCGAGUCGCAGCAGGAGUCGAAGCAGGAGCAGGAGUCGAAGCCGUAGUCGCAGCUGGAGUCGCAGCCGCAGUUGGAGUCGCAGUCGAUCUCGCAGUUAUUCCAGCCACAGCAGCUACGACAGUCCAGGCUUCUGA
This is a messenger RNA of Syngnathus typhle (broad-nosed pipefish), 1872 nucleotides long. RefSeq names its product serine/arginine repetitive matrix 3 (gene srrm3). Lineage: Eukaryota; Metazoa; Chordata; Actinopteri; Syngnathiformes; Syngnathidae. The coding region runs from base 1 to 1872 and encodes 623 amino acids. The record is from RefSeq and is a predicted model, not a curated record. The transcript has 13 exons. Gene Ontology annotation, molecular function: mRNA binding.